Molecule: messenger RNA, 6295 nt
Organism: Xyrichtys novacula (pearly razorfish)
Lineage: Eukaryota; Metazoa; Chordata; Actinopteri; Labriformes; Labridae
Source: the annotation of a GenBank genome assembly
CAACCCCAAAAACCUAACCUCUGUGUGUGUGAGAGAGAGAUAAAGAGAGAGAGAGAGCGAGACUGUGUUGAACUCGCCUUUCAGAUCUGACACAGAGAGAGGAGGGACUUCUUGGGAAAUAGAAACUCAUAUGUGUUUGAUACACAGUGCCACCCCCCACACAUAUAUAUACACACAGUCAGCUCAGUCUAUAUGUGUGUGUGUGUGUGAGCAGAGCUGUAGACCGUUUGAUGUAGGAUGAUGAUGAUGGAGAUGAAGACUCUUCUUCUUCUGCAGCUUCAGCUUGGUAUGAUGGAGGGUCUUUUUACAUGUUUAAUGUGCGUGUGUUUGUGUUAUUAAACCUCUGGUUCUUGUUAGAGAGGCCGGAGGAUCUUUACCGACUCUUUUUGUUGUGACUCUGAACUCAUUGUGAGUUUGUUGCAGCAGUGUGUUUUUAAAGUACAAAGAACUAAAACUAUAGUUCAGGUUUUGAGGUGUUAAUAUUUAAUCUAAGGAUGAUGUUAUUAUAUUUUCCACUUAGAAACUUAAACAAGAAAAUGUUUCAGUGUUUCCUUGAAACCAGGAGCAGACAUCUUGAGCCUAACUUGACUUUUUGUGUCUUAUGUCCCAUCUGUUAACAUGGAGAAGGUGGGCUUUACGACAGUCUGCAGGGGGGGCUCUACAUUUAUGUGAAGAGUGUUAUGUCAUCGAUCUUUGUCUGACCUGAUCAGACUCUGAGAGAAACAGCUCAGGGUCACUACAGGUCUGUGUUAGCCUGGCUUGAAUUUGACGUUGAGUUCAGGACUGAGUUUGAAGUCUGCUGAUGUUUCAGCGGCUGUGAUCUUCUAACGUUAACUUCAUCUUGAUCUUAAACUCACAGUUCCCUCGAAGCUGAGGUUUUACCGGCUGUUUGUUUUAUUUCAGGUGUUUUCAGCCUGUUAGAGAUAAUCUCCUUUUAUUUAACCUUCUUUUAUUUUUUUUUAUCAUUUUUCAUUUCUUCUAUUUUGUUUAAUCUUUUUUUCUUUACUUUUUACCUUUCUCCUUUUAUAUCAACUUUUUAAAACUUCUUUUUACUUCUUUCAUUGAGCUCCAUUACUAAGAAACAUGUUUCAUUGCUUCAUUAUGCUACCAGUUUACCUUGUCUGUCUUUAUACCUGUGUGUUUGUACGUUUGUGUGUGUGUACGUGUGUUUGUGUGUAUGUGUGGGUAACCUCUUCCUGUCUCCUCAGCAGGUGUGUGUGUCUCCCUCCCACCUCCCUCCAGUGUCUCCAUAUCCUCCUUCAACAUGCAGCACACACUCAGUUUCCUGCCCAGCCUAGAGAGUCCCACCCACUGCCGCUACGCCGUGCAGACGGUCAGACUUAGGUACUUACACGGACACACACACACACAAUGCCUGUGUCCACCAAGCAGCAACCUCCAAUCUUCCAAAAUUAAGCUAAUGCUGACGUGCUGAGUGUUCCCUUGGGGCUGUGUGCAGAAGCACUGGAUCAAUCAAUCAAUCAAUCAAUAAAUCAGUCAAUCAGUCCAUCAAUUUUUAUUUAUAUAGCGCCAAAUCACAACAGUCAGUAAAGAGCAGGUCUAGACCACACUCAUUGUUUGAUGUAUGCAGUUGAAAGUGUAGCCGGACUCCUUCCUUUGAGCAGCUGUUGUCUCUCCAGCUGCUCCCCCCCUCAACUCAGAUCAUGAUUUUCAGUUCCUUUAGUUGAGGAGUGGCAUCCAUGAGGGUUUAGUAGGCCUUCUCCUCAGUCUCUAAACUUAUCCUCAGCUGUGCUGGAUUGGGCCAUGGUGUGCAAAUUCCCUUCCCCUUAACCCUAGAACACUAUGACCCGACCAAACAUGUUUACAUGAUUUUCAUUAUGUUGCGUUUGUCUGAGUAAACCCUGCUUUUUCCUACAGGCACGUGUUUGGGUGAAAAUCACCCGGCAAUAGUAAUAGAGGGUAAAGUGGGUUUAGGUGGAUUUCACCCAGCAAUAGUGUUAAGUGUAUAAAUGCAGGUGAUCUUGCUGCAUUUCAAGGCUUACAACAUUCAGGACUGCCAUAUUUACCCUCCCUUCUUCGACUACAGCUGUGAUCCUGUUGCAAAGUUGAUGUUUGUUAAAUUUAGUAAUUGCAAAUUGAGUUGAUUUCGUUUUUUAGCUGCAUGUAGGGAAUAAAGUCAGUAAGAGUGGUCUUGGAUUUUGCAUGCUAUCUUUAUUUAGCUCAGUGGUUAUGAAUAACUAUCACAAAGUAGUGAUUUUCAAGGGAAUUCAUAUGGUGAUAAGAAAUAUUUUAGUCAGCUGGUCAUUUUUACUCACUCAAAAUAUGCCAUAGUUCGGUUCUCUCUCCUGCAGCUGUUAUUGUGCCAAGGACUCUGAGUCUUCAUCAGGGAAGACUCACAUACCCCAGGAAUGGGUGGAAAAAAAACUAAGUUUACAGUUUCUUUAGGAUUUAUUGUUCAUGAAUGCCUAAUUUCAGUUAUUUUGUUGCAUUUUAAUAUGGUCCCCUCAUGGCACAUUUUUCCCCUCCCUUUGGACAUUGCACAGUUGAAAAUAAAGAAGAGGAAGAAGAAGAAGAAAAACUUAAUUGAUCCCCGAAGGGAAAUUCAAUUGUCUGUUGUCUCACGUAAUAAGUCUAUAAAAGUUAUCUAUUAUUUACAUAAGAGUUAUAAAGCCUGAUGGCUGUUGGUACAAAAGAUCUUCUGAAUCUUCCUGUCCUGCAGCGAAGAGAGAGGAGCCGUCCACCCCCAUUUGCCCUUUGGUUCAUCAAGGUGUUGUGAAGUGGGUGAUCCAUGUUCUUUUGAAUAGUCUCCACCUUCCUCAGUGUAGAUCUCUCCACCACAACCUCCACUGCUAAAAGAAAACUACUUUAAUCAUGUACUGUCCUGUUUUGAUAAUUUUGAUGACAAGUACUUUUUCUUGGGUAAAUUAUUUCGAGUAAAAAUCACCCAGCGAUUGUGAUGGUGUUACUAAUUUUAGCGAUAGUGUUCUAGGGUUGAUCUGUUGAAUGAUGCCACAAACCUGCGCCCACUUCUUCUAGAGUUCAGGAGAAAAGUCAUGAUCAAAAUUGAUUUGUCUGUCUCAAAAGAGGCUAGAUGUUCUGACCUCUCAUUUGUAAAUGAUACCUGAUUGACCUUUUGAACUCUCAGACGUGAAUGACGGUGGUCAUGUCUCACACUCUUUUAGCAGGAGGAAAUCGUGGAGGUCGGUGGCCGCGUGCUCUGAGCUGAUGGCAGGACAGACAUGUAACCUGACCCUGGUCUUCAAGGACCCCUUUGAGUCCUACCUGGCUCGUGUGAAGGCCUACACAUCCAGCCAGACCUCUAACUGGACCCAGUCUGCACACUUCCAGCCUCUGACCGACAGUAAGAGACGUUUGUCACUAAAAUCAUCACCAUGAAUUCUAACUCUGAUAUCAUCAAAUAAAUCAUCAAUAAUAAUAUCUUAGCUGGUUAAUGUUAAUAAUCACAGAUAUUCAGGGGGCUUUAUUGGUGUGAAUGGUAACAACUGUUGUUGCCUCAGCAAUCAAUAGCAAACGGCAAAAAGAGACUGACUAAUUCCAUGACAUCGGGACUCUCUAUAGGUUGUGAUGGCUUAAACCUGAUCCCAGGUGUGUUCAAAGACAGUUUAUUUGUUUUUAUGUGGUAACGCUGUAGGGCUGUGACAUUUCAGUGUUCCCUGUGAUUUGAUGUGUGGAUAUAAAGAUAUAUAUUAAUGGUAUUGUUGUGAAUCGAUGUACUGUAUAUUGAUUAAUCAUUGUGUAUUGAAACAGAUGUUUGCUGUGUCUUUCAGCUGUUUUUGGGCCCCCUGGUCUGACAGUGUCCGGCUGUGGGAACUGUCUGCUCCUACACUUAACUGUCCCCGCCUCAGGGGGGCUGAAGCAGCAGCUGCAGCUCAGAGACCUGUACCGCAGCCUGGAGUUCCAGGUGAAACGGACCAGAGAUGGAGCGCAGGUGUGUAUUUGGAUAAGAAAACAACUCGCAUGGAAAAUACAAGGCUUAUUUCCUGCAGACUAUAAAACCACACCCUGAGAUCAGACCCCUUUAUGCCUGGAUCUGGUCUAGACCUUGUUCUGGUUUAGAUCUAGUUUGUUCUGUAUCAUAACAAUUUUUUAGACUUAGUCAAAGGUACUCAACCUACAGAUAUCAACAGUCUGAUAAAGGGACAGUCCGUGUAAUCAGAUUAUCAGUGAAACUGGGAUUAUCAAUCUGAUCAGACUAACUCAGUCUGAAAAACUGGAAUUAUUAAUAUGAUGAAAUAAUCCCCUUGGUGGAGUUUCCCUUUUCAGAUUUAUGUUUUUUUUCCCUUCUCGAACUAAUACUGAGGAAUUAAAAAUAUGCUUAGAUCAACUCCCUCGUCUGUCUCUGCUGACGGCACUUGCUGACGUCUCCGCUUAUAUCUAGUUUCCCCCGUGUGGUUUUACCCUCGUCUUCCUCUCAGGAAGACAGGGGUAAAACACACCAAGAAACCCCCCCACUUUAAAAAAAAACAAGCUAUCACCGUGUCCUUGUUAUUGCGUACAAUAUACCAUGUGACAGGAAGAAAGACAAAGAACAAAACCUAAAGAAAGACACGUCUUUUCUCCUGAAAUUUCACAGGAAACUACACUUUUUACAAAGAACCCCAUCAACAGAUACUUUGAAAUCAAAAACGAUUAAGCAUUCCCAAGUAGAUUUAUAACAUUUUAAAGAAAUAAAUUUAGCAACUCAAAUAAAGUUUAAUGUUGAGGGUCUUCAUUUUCACUCGCUGAAAAAAGUACCACUGAUAAUUUAUGAUUCAUAAUUGACUCAUGAUCACUCAAAUACUGUGUGUGUGUGUGUGUGCGUGUGUGUGUGUGUGUGUGUGUGUGUGUGUGUGUGUGUGUGUGUGUGUGUGUGCGUGUGUGUGUGUGAUCAGUACUUAAUGAGUGUGCCCUUCAGUGAGCAGGUGGUGAUCUCUUACCUGCAGACAGGUGUGGAGUACUGUGUGAGCGUAAGAGUGAGCGGUCUGUUGACUUCCACAUCAUCUCUCUUCAGUCAGCCUCACUGUGCCUUCACCAGUCCGCCCUCACCUCUUGACAAAUCGGGUAAGACACUUCGACAAGAGAAACACAAACACACACAGAUCCACUCAAUUCUUUGUCUGAAUACACAUCUUGUUUCAAAGUAAGCUUGACUUAUGACUGUGUUUCAGUGUGUGUCUGAUCUGUGGUUAUGAUUCUGUGUGUGUCUGAUCUAUGUUUGUGAGUCCGUGUGUGUCUGAUCUAUGUUUGUGAGUCUGUGUGUGUCUGAUCUAUGGUCAUGAUUCUGUGUGUGUCUGAUCUAUGUUUGUGAGUCUGUGUGUGUCUGAUCUAUGUUUAUGAUUCUGUGUGUGUCUGAUCUAUGUUUGUGAGUCCGUGUGUGUCUGAUCUAUGUUUGUGAGUCUGUGUGUGUCUGAUCUAUGUUUAUGAUUCUGUGUGUGUCUGAUCUAUGUUUGUGAGUCCGUGUGUGUCUGAUCUAUGUUUGUGAGUCUGUGUGUGUCUGAUCUAUGGUUAGGAGUCUGUGUGUGUCUGAUCUAUGGUUAUGAUUCUGUGCGUGUCCGACCAACAGUUAUGAUUCUGUGUGUCUGAUCUAUGUUUGUGAGUCUGUGUGUGUCUGAUCUUUGGUUAUGAUUCUGUGUGUGUCUGAUCUAUGUUUAUGAUUUUUUGUGUGUCUUACUCAUGCUUGUGUCUCUGUUUCCCAGUGCUGCUGGUCCUUGGUCUGACAGGUGCACUCUGUGCUCUGUGUCUCUUUCUCUCUGGUUUGGUGAUCUACCGUGGUGGGCGGAGCUUCAGAAGAUGCAGCCUGUUGUCAGCUCUGGUAUGUCAAUGAGUGAGGGAGUGCAGUGAACAGGUGGAUGAAUAAGAUCCUUGACAGGUGAGCAGCACUUCACUGUCGAUACAGCAUUUUUUUUUAUUUACCAUUUGUCUCUGUCUACCUGUCUCUCUGUCUCUUUGUGUCCCCAGUCCUCUCUCCUCCUCAGACAGGAUAGAGGACGUCCUCGUGUCUCUAGUCAGACAUCUUCCACUCAGCUCCACAAAGAUGACUCUCUGACCUGACUGACCUCAGACCUGUUUGUGUAGGAGCGCUUGUGUGGAGGCAGAGCCAAAGACAAAGCCUCACCGUUGGGCGAACAGCAACAACACACCUACCUGUCAUUCAAGAGGCCCCUGGUCAUGACUAAAACCAGGUGUCUGAUGUGAAACAGUGUACUUCCUGUGAAUAAAUCUGACUUUGAAUCAUUUGUGUAAAGACAUAUUCAUGAUGUUUUUUAGUGUUGAAGAGGUUACAUGACUUUCUGAUGAGUUUACUGUAAAAAUAAAUGUCAUUUUUGUUACUUGA